AUGUUGUGCAGGUUAUUACUAUCUGUACAAUAUAAGAAAGAUCUGGAAAUACUUAACGUUGGAUUCAACCAGAUGUUUGGUUCAUACACUGGUAAUGGGGCGCGUAGAUUACUGUAAUAGUUUACUCUACGGUCUCGCAACAAAUAAUAUCAAUAAGCUACAGCGUCUUCAGAAUAUGGCUGCCAAGUUAAUACAAAUACUCCGCGGUUUUGUCACAUCACACCUGUACUGUGUCAGUUGCACUGGUUACCAAUAGGUGUCAGGAUUAAAUUCAACGUGAUCCUUAUAACAUCUAAAGCAAUACACGGACUGGUUCCAUAUUAUAUACAAAGUUUAAUCGAAGUCAAGGAGGAGUCCUCCUACAACCCGAGUUAGGUCAAAUUAUGAACUGUUACUUGCUCCACCGAAGUUCAAGUCUGAAAAGACCUUAGGCGACAGGGCUUUCCAAGUGGCUGCGCCGACUCUAUGGAACAAACUUCCAAGUGCAUUAAGGAUGGAAAGAAGCUUGAAGCCUUUUAAAGCCAAGCUGAAAACUUUACUUUUUAAAGAAGCCUAUGAUUUAUAGUUUUAAGACUCAUGAACGACUUGUCGAUUAACGUUUUUAAGAUGAUGUCAAUUACUUAGUUUCAAUAUAUUUUCUAAUCGUAUCUUAUAAUUGCCUUUUUAAUUGUAUAUAUAGAGAGAUUUAUACUAAAUUUUUAGGGUUUAUAUUUAUUUAUUUAUUUAUUUAUUUAUCUAUUUAUUUAUUUAUUAUCUGUUUUUAUUCUAUUUUAUUUUUAUUUUUUGUUACUGCGCAUUAGAUCAUAUAUUUGCUAUUUUGCACCUAAUAAAUAAUAAAUUAUUAUUUACUAUUUAGUUCUUACUAAGUCCUUUUUUAAGCACGCGUUAAAAAAGGAAAGCACAGCAACAAAGAAAAAACUUGCUUGCCGAAAAAACUAUUUAACCUUAUUUUAAUUAUUUAUGCAAUCAUCUCCCUAACAAUGGUUUCGAUUUCUUUUGUUUGACAGGCACUAACCAAUAUGCAUUUGCAGGAUUUCGCGCCUGUAAAUGUUUGGAUAAUUACUACCGAACGAAUCUGUUUGGGAAUUGUACACCAUGUGAGAAGAAACAGGGACUAAAUUGUCACGAUGAUUUUGCGAAUCUUACAGUUGGCUUUUGGUGGCGGUGGAAAGAUGAGACACACUUAGAACAGUACAGAAACUUCAGUAAAAACCUAAAGAAUUUCUCCUUUACUCCUGAAUUACACAAAGCAAAUGAUUCCGGUAUUGAAUACCCGUACACCAUACCUCAACCGUACAGAUGUCCCAUGGCAGAAGCUUGUAAGGGAGGUUUAAAUUCUUCAUGUGAGGCUGGUUAUGAAGGACCGCUAUGUGCAGUUUGCAGCGAUGGAUAUCACAAACAACUGAAGAAAUGUAAGCUGUGCCCAACAAAAGGAUGGAUGAUUGGACAGCUUGCAAUUAUUGGGGCGUUAGUUAUAAUAUUUGUUAUACUUGUGGUGUGGGGAAGCAAGAAAAAGAGCAAAAAAGACGCUGGACGACCUUUCCUUGACAAGCUCCUCGGAAAGAUUAAAGUUGUGAUUGGCUUUUAUCAGGUGCUGUAUGGGAUCAUGGAGGCGUUUUCAUACGUAAAAUGGCCUGGAAGUCUUUCCGUUGUUGGGGAAUAUUCCGAGAUUAUUCAGAUGAACAUCGUUCAGAUAGCUCCCCUCCACUGCAUCCUUCCUGGCUUUAAAAUUGACGCAUUCACAAGUUUAUUUGCAGUUAUGGGAUUUAAUCUUGCAGCAGUCAUCGUCGCCCUUUCUAGCCUCGCCCUUGCCACUUGGAUAUCAACACGACGUAUGUCGAAUGAAGAAGAAAAAAGGAAGAAAAAGGAGCGCAUUAAAGCGAUCGUAAAGAGAAAUCUGUUUUUCUUUCUUUACGUGACCUAUCUGAACACUUGCCUAAAAACUGCUCAAGUCGUACCUCUUGCCUGCCACAGGAUCUGCGUUGACGAAAAAGAUGCUGAAAGCUGCGAGAAGUAUUUAAAGGCUGACUACAGCAUUGACUGCAAAGGAGAGAGAUAUAACCGAUUAGUCAUCGUGGGAUACUGUUCCAUUUUGUAUGUAAUUGUCCUGCCUGCUGCUGCUUUCAUAGCAAUUUGGAAACAACAGAGAGCGGCGAAGAAAACUGAGGAAGAAACAAAAAACGACAUAAAUGAUCUUGAAGACCAAGGCACCGAACAAUCAGGACUGCGCUUGUUAGACGAAACCUACAACUCUCGUUGUAGUUGUCACGUUGAGGAAGAAACAAAAAACGACACAAAUGAUUUUGAAGACCAAGGCACCGAACAAUCAGGACUGCGCUUCUUACACGAAAACUACGACCCCCGUUGUUGGUAUUGGGAACUAGUGGAGACAGUUCGAAAGGUUAUUUUGACAUCUGGAUUGAUCCUUCUUGGUGGCGAGAGCAGAGCUUACAUUGCGCUAGCAUUGCUUUUAUCUGGACUGUACGGGAUGUAUUUCGGGCUAAAAAAGCCCAUAAAAGAUCGAUUCGAAAACAACCUUAUGCUGUCUUCACUUGCCGUUACGUUCGUAAACCUUGCAAUAGGAGCCGUGAGCACAAUCCCGAGUGAAGGUUUUUCGACAACAGUCGACCCAAUCGUGGAUACUCUGGUGUUCAAUGGCUUGGUCUUUGUUGCCAACACCUUUGUUAUUGGAAUCCUUGUCGGUAAGUUAUCAUCAUGCAUUCUAUUCUUCUGUCACACAAUCCCUUUACAUUUAACAGUCAGGUUCAUACCUUAACUGGGCACCAGACUGAUUUACUUGGUAAAAGUUCUUGCAAUGAAAGAUACAUAGCUUACUUCAUAAUUAAUGAGUGCGCACGAUUCACGAGUUGUACUGAGCGAACCAUAGCAGUGAUAAUCUGAAGUAAUUUGCUUAUUAAAUGAGUACUAAGAUCUAACGAAAGUUCUUUUUCUUUUUCUUACUUUUAAUCACGACCAAAUCAAAUAGGCCUUGGAAAGGUCUUCUUAGCUCAUUCCUCUACGAACAGCGAUAUACUUGCACUUGUGGGUGAAACUAGCUUAAUUAAAAUGAGGUUACAGGAUAUUGCCAUUUUUAUGUUUAAAAUCAACAAAACAUUAUUACUGACAAAUACAUCGCAGCUCUUUCGUCGCUCACAGGUAGAUUAUUAUAUACCAAGAGCAGCAACUGUUACGUACGGAAAACACUAUCUUAGGUUUUUCGACCCUACUUAACGGUCGAAGUUAGGUAUGAGCGAUAGAAACGAGAUAUCAUUAAAGAAAAUCAUAGACAGCAUAAAGAAAAAGGACUUGGAGAGGGCAGGGGGGUUAAUUCAAGAAGAAACAUGUAAGGGAUGUUAAUUAUGUAUGACUUACGUCAGUAUAAAAGUAGCUGUGAAGUAUUGCAAUAAGAUUAUUUUAUUUUAGAAACCUUCAUCUUAGAUAGUUGAUAAUUAAUCCAGAUUUGGACUGAACUGGAUUUUCAGAAGCCGAUAUCUUUUAUUAAUUACUUUUAAUAACAUUUAUAUGUUAACAAUUUUUGAAAUAAUUAGUUUAGCUAUGGUAAUAAAUCUUAAUAUUAUACUGUAAUAACUAAUUUUCACGUAAAAGUAUUCCCGAUUAUAUUAGUGGGCCUCCUUAGGCAUGCUAGAAGACCUAAUUACACUUAAUUAAGAGCGUGUCUCCGUAAAAACUGACCAGUGAUUUUGGAUCAAAAAUUUAAUUUUUCUUAUAUUCUGGGAUAUUAAAGCCUCCACCUUAGUAGUUGCAAAAAUGCAUUUCGUUUGACCGAAAGUGAUAAAUAUAUUUUUUUACGAAUUUUUGAAUUUCCGGGCGGUCAGCGCCGGCGCCAUAGCCGUUCAAAGUGCGAAAAUCGCUAAUAUUGACCGCGCUCUAGAAAACAAACACCUGGCUUAAAAAGACUGAUUUUCUUUUCCGUAUACAGAUACACCACUGUAGAUUUCCUAGCCGUAUCACAGUUCCAAAUUAUUUGUUUAUUUCCAACGGCACUGAUUUUUUCCCCAGCACGUGUUUUCGGCUUUCCAUCAAAACACGAAAGUAGCUCAACUUUGAGGGUAAUUUUAAAAAGUGUGGCACCUGUCUGAACUUCGCUAUCUGUAUGAAUACAAUCUAGGAAUGAUAAUAAAACUCAACAAGGAAUAACAUUUUUGUGCUCUCCACGUUUUCAGAAUAGGCCGCCGUUUGAAUUUCCAGAAAUUUCGUAAACCAGAUAAUUAACGAACACUCGCCUUGUCGAUCUGCUUGUCAAAGUCCAACUUCAUUUGAUGGCUUGAUGGGUCUUAUCCAAGUUCUUUCACAUUUUAAGGUUAUUUCUUAAUCAUCUGAAACUAUAUUGGCCGUUGAUUCCAUGUCCUUUGUCCGUUUUAAGAAGUUAUCUUGUUUAUAAAAUGGCAGUAUCCGCCAGCGUGACUGGUUCGUGACACCGUCCUGAAAGGUCUUUUGCUAAAAUUAGUUGGAUGCACUGAAUCUUGUUCAUUGAGACUACUCUUCAAGACAUCGCGGGGAAAUUUGUACAGCAAAUAAAACACUUUUCUUUGCAAAUAAAACGCGAUGAGUCGCUAACAAGGCGAUUUAACCCAGUUCAGAUUAAAGUUGAAAUUUGCGUGACUUUUUGUAUUUCAUCCCCAGUCCUUCUGGACUGGACACAAAUCAAACAAGGGGUAACAUGGCUACUGGUACAGUGAAGUGUUCUUUCUCGGGCUUCGGAAAAUCUAGUUGUGGAGGUUUUCGAGGUUCGGAUACAGUAUGUAGGUUGCAAGAAUGCCAGGAAGAUAUAACGAUCCACUUGAAGACAUGCCAUCUUUCAAAACUAUCUGGAAUGAUGGAGUACGAACUGAUUCUAGUCAGGGCGGGGCUAUUCGAUGUGCCAAAACACCGGCAAGAAGAAAUGUUCGUGUGUCCAAAACACAGACAUAAUUUGGGUCGCAACUGGCGUCCUUUGAGGACAUGUCGAUAUCCUCUUCAUUCAGGAGCAAGGAAAAAGCUAAAAAAUAAUCAUGGAGAUGUCCAAGAAUAUUCACGCAAUUUUUGGAAUCACAAUUCCCAUUGGGUCAGGUAAGCAUUCUACUACACAAUUUUUUACGUUUUCCCUUUUUUGAGGAGCAACGAUUGACACAGUUGGUUAUUGCGUAGCCCUUGGAGUCUUCUGUGUGAGAGGUCUUGAGAUUGAUGUCCAUGGCAAGGUGUGAGAAAUUCUUUCCGUGUAGCUUCAAGUAGCUUAAAUACCCGUAAAACGGAGUACUGAUGAAGAGGGCGUUUAAAAAGGUUUGUCUUUCAGAUGAUGAUGAAAUGAUCAUUUCGAAGUACCGACGUAUGUAAGGCGCCUUUACUUUUUAACUUUCAAUAGAAUAAAAGAACUCUUAAAACCAAGGUAAAUGUCAUGGUCAAGUAUUCCGAAUUGUGUAACAAACUUUAAAUCUAAUUAUAAAUAAAGACUAAAAGAGAAGGUCGAGGGAAUAACCAUUCAACGUUGUUGUAAAACCUUGAAAGGGAAUCGUUCCAUAAGGUGUUUAUUUUUCCGGCUAUUUAUAUCAUAACCAGUUAUAUUUUUUGGCAACAGUGCCACGAUGUAAGUGUAGAAAUCUUGGAUUGAGUAAAUAACAAGUAUGAAAUGAACAUUCUUGUUUUACAUUGUUUGGUCAAGCGCGUUAGUAUAAUUAGGACAAGUAUAUUUGUUACAACACAGACGUUCAAAAAUACACAAGUAUUCCUGGAUUUUUGCGAGAUUUAAAAGGUGCUUAGAAUGUCUUUACAGGACUGUCUAUUUUUUACGCUGAUUCAUAGCGUUGUAUUUUUCAAAGUAAGAGAUAAUUUCGGUAAAGUAGCUUACAUGCACGUGACCCACGAAAUUAUGCGAAACACUUGGCAAUGUUCCCCUUCUUUAAAAACCCUAUUUUGUGAGUAUCGGGGAUUUUGUAUUUGAAACAUUUUUUAACCCUGCUAUAUGCUAUAUCCUGAAAACUAUUUUUCCGACACCUCAACCGCGAGAUUAAAAACUGUUUUGAGUUUAUUUUGCCAGUUGUCAAUUAUCAAUUCAGUGUUGGUUCUAAAAAUAAGUUUUACGCUACGAAUCGACUUUGACUAAAAGUUAAAUUCAUCAUUGUGAUACUUUUUAAUGCACAGCAAUUUGCACUACUUGUGUCAAGAAGCAAAGACAAAAAUAUGAGGAAAAUAAACGUUGGCUGGGGGAAAACACUGAGAGUGAGAAAUUAGGGGAAUAUGAAGAGACAAGGUGUGUUUAAGGUGACUCGACCCGGUUUUUUUGGGGGGGUACCAUCCUACUUUGAAGCUCUCUGGUAUCCCCACCUUUACUUUUAUCGUAAGUCUAACACAUAGAAUGUAUAACGUAUAGAUCAAUCUACAAUAUAACAUAAAAUUUUUGGCGAUCGGAGUAAAUGUCAUGUGGUUAUAAUGCCACGCCCCUUUGAGGUCUGAGUCAAAAAUCUGCUGUUGCCGGUAUUUUUUCGUGAAAAUUUCUCGGCUACACAUAGUGCGCAUUAGUGCCUUGCCCAACCAAAAUCGCAAAGACCCAAUUCGAGAAAUACAGUGGUUUCCAAAUUUAGGUCAUAAUUUAUGCGAAAAUGAUAAGCAAACUUUACACGAUUAUAUCUAAUAAACUAUGAGAUUCAUCCCUUUAUUUUGGGCAUCGUUAUAACAGAUGGGUCCUUGCAAGUCAGCAAAGAGCUUUAGGGCCUUGUAAAUGCGCGCGAUUUCGAGCAAAGCAAACAUAUAGAAAUUAUAGUUUUCGCUAUUUGUUGACGUUUGUCAGCGUUUAAGAGCGAAUGCACAGAAAAAUCGAGCAAAAUCGGAAAAUCGUGGCCACAGCUCAAAACGAAACUUACCCUCAUUUUCAGUCUGUAAUAAGGUUUUAAUGAGUUUAUAACACUGCUGAGGUUUAAAUUUCAAAAUGCGGCCGAGUUUGGGAAUUAUUUGAUAUUUUCGAUUUCAACGGUCUGCGAGCCUAAAAUUAGCCGCCGAACACGGCAAUAUAGCCUAGCGACAGAGAUGAGCUGUCUUUCAUAAACGAGCGAAUAUAUUGGCAAUCUUCCACUUAAAUCUCAAAAAGCAGAUAUCUAAGAAUUUCUGAACGGCACAUUUUUUAGAUUUAGAGAAUAAAAUAUCGACGAACCAGCAGAAUUUUGAAACGUAAUUUGCAUAAUGCUUAUAAAUAUAACAAUUUACCGCUAAAACCAAAAUCGAAUUUUCUAUAUGGGGGAAUUCUCCAAAUCACCCCAAAUCCCGCUUACUACCCAAUGAGAUAUAGUACUUCAACAUUAUCUGAAAGUUAGUCUGGUGUUCUUGCGAACGCUUGUAAAAUAGAUUGAUUAUUUUGAGGUUAUUUUGCCCCAAACAACCGCUAAUUGACCCCAGGGUCAAUUGACACGUGCACGUCACCUUAGUUUUAUGCAUCGAUUUGAGCUCGUUAAAAGGGAGAAACUAACAAGAUUCUUUUAAUAUGUACCUGUUUUAAUGAAAUGCACGCAAUCUUCAAAAGGAGAGGCCGUUCAAUGGGUAAUUUCUGUUCUUGAGAUCUUGUAGAUUGCAGCAUGGCGUCUGCGAGUGGACCUGAGUCUAGGUCUGUUUUCCCGUGACUGCGAAAUCAGAAUAACGUAAAGAAAUAAUUCUCCCUCGAAUCUUCGUAAGUGAAUCAGCUUUGCAGUACCUUACCUGAGAUAAAAAGUGGCCCGAACAGCAAAACAUUUCUAGCGCAAUUUGAAUCCUUUGUGGAACGCAGUGUAUUGCUGAGCGAAAGGUGAGUAUUGCGUGACCAGCCAGUAAACGAUAGUCUCCAGCGAAAAAUAGGAUUCGCAAAAAUCUUGCUGAUGUAUAUUUAACAGUUUGUUACUAUAAAUUUACACCUGGUUUGUCUAAAACUUUAAACAACGCAUAUCUGUCCAAGAGUGUAAGAAUGUUUCGAAAGAUCCACCCCUAAAUAACUGUGGGCUACUCCUUUUUCCCCAUCACCGAUGUGCACUUCCUUCUCACUGUCUUUUUUGCAUGAGGCUUGUAUGCCUUUUUAACUGAUAUCGACACUUAAAACUGGCCGUUUAAGGCCUGAUUUAAGAACUUGACUGACUUAAAAAACCGUCGCGAACAUGCGCUAUUAUUGUUUGACUUUGGAAGCUUUAAGCCCAAAAUGAUAGUGCAAUAUCGAGAAAUUUGCCCGGGUCUAAUUAUAAGACAGGGAACGGGUACUAAGAAAGGGACGAUCUCAUUUAGCAACCCGUGGACAAUCUGGGCAUGCUUGCCUUCUGUCGCAGGGGCAACCGUUAAGGCCAGGUACGCCGCCCGCACCCGAGAGGAUUGCAUGGCAUCCAUCAUUUCAGUCGCUUUUUCCACAUUAUGACCUUCAAUUAUCAUGAAUUAUAAUGCGGCCCUUGAUCGUUGCCACCUUACCAGAAGUCUAAUCUUCGCACUGUUAGACCAUGAGAAUCUCUAUUAUUAUUCCAUAAAUGCACCAUUGACUUUUCCUUGCUCAGCGUCCGGUAAACCGAUACUCAGAAGCAAAAAUAGCUUUACAACGACUCUAUCCGGGCCAGAACUCCUGAUAUCAACAAAUAUACCCCCACCCCCCCUAAAGAGAGCAAACGUUCCCCGAACUACUCACUUGACCCACCCCAUCCCUUCGUUAAGAAAAACUACGCACUCAGUCCACUGGACAAAACGCGCUCGUGAAUAUACCAAACUAUAGCCAUUCAUCCUAUACAAGCAAUCUCAGUUUCAGCAGGCGUGGCCACGUUUCCAGUUGCUGUAAGAUUAAUUCGACACCUGCAACAGACACUGUAAAUUAAAUAGCAGCCACGACGCCCUUCUUUGAAACCGUCAGGACAAGAAAGUUUAUAAAAGACUUAACAGGUGUGCGCGGCGGUUUCCUUUUCUUCCUUCCCUUCCAUUGUAGCACUCAAAUUCUGACCCUGAUAUUAAUUCUAGUAGUAAUCAAUCGUUCCUGAGCCGAUAGGCACAAGGAUACCAGAUUCUUGCAAAAUAUGCUGUGACAUCCGUUUGCUCAUCCCCCUUUCUGCCUUCCGCCGAUGAUUAGGUUUGGUUCUGUGCUUUGAAAUAACUUUAGGAACGAAACAUGAUACGUGAGGGGCGUGUCCGGCUAAGGGCAAGUGACUCUCGGUGGUGAAGACAUAUACUGAGCUUGUCAGUAUUUGGUAGCCUGUACCACGUCGCGAAAAUAGAACAAGCCAAAGAAAAAUAAGACACCUUUCUUUCCCCAGCUCCCGCAGGUUUUUCGCAUUACUUUUUACUGCACAACUGAUUGUACCUUUUCGAGCCGGAGCGAACAUGGACGCCCUUGGGGUUAAGUUUCCACUUCAUUUUCGGCACCUGACUAAACGCAAGUGCUGACUUGUGCGCCUAUGCUUCGUUUGCACUGAAGUAGCAGUAUAUGACCACGACAGACUUGCUGCUAUCCUUGGUUUGAAACCGCAAUGGGCAAGAACAAUUUCUUGAAAAGAGCAAACUAUUUCCACCUUAGCAGACAUGGAGAACAACUACUAGGACUUAAGCAAUGCCAUUGCUUAAGUCCUACUAGACUUGAAAAGAGAAAGCAUGAUGCUUUCUCUUUUUAAUGAUUUACGGCUAAACAGUACAAUUUCAUGUAGCUUUUACGCAAAAUUAAAUACUUAGUUGUUUGCAGAAUUGCAUUUAACAACAAAUUACAGAAAUUUAACUGUACCAUUUUUAAAAGUGGGACAGUAUGUUUGCUAAUCAUCUUAGUUAACCGCUUUUAAAAUAGGACAAAAGGACACCUGGUCAUACAGGAAAAUGAAUUUACUGUAUCCCGAAAGCUUUGGUUUCCCGUGCACUUCUUUUUCGCAGGAGACAAUCGAUAAUUGCCUGGUCACGCAAUCGGAGGUGAGUAACUAAUUAAAAGUCAUCGAUACCAUCGCCGCUUAGCAAAUACACUACUUGCUGCAAAGGAUCCAAAUUGCGCUAGAAUGUUUUCCUAUUCGGCCCACUUUUUAUCUCAGGUAAGGCACUGCAAAGCUGAUUCACUUACGAAGAUUCGAGCGAGAAUUAUUUCAUAAUGUUAUUCUGAUUUCGCAGUUACGGGAAAACAGACCUAGACUCAGGUCCACUCGCAGACGCCAUGGUACAACCUACAAGAUCUCAAGAACAGAAACUACCCAUUGAACGGCCUCUCCUUUUGAAGAUUGCGUGUAUUUCAUUAACACAGGUACAUAUUAAAAGAAUCUUGUUAGUUUCUCCCUUUUAACGAGCUCAAAUCGAUGCAUAAAACUAAGGUGACGUGCACGUGUCAAUUGACCCUGGGGUCAAUUAGCGGUUGUUUGGGGCAAAAUAACCUCAAAAUAAUCAAUCUAUUUUACAAGCGUUCGCAAGAACACCAGACUAACUUUCAGAUAAUGUUGAAGUACUAUAUCUCAUUGGGUAGUAAGCGGGAUUUGGGGUGAUUUGGAGAAUUCCCCCAUAUGGGAAAUUCGAUUUUGGUUUUAGCGGUAAAUUGUUGUAUUUAUAAGCAUUAUGCAAAUUACGUUUCAAAAUUGUGCUCGUUCGUCGAUAUUUUAUUCUCUAAAUCUAAAAAAAUGUGUUGUUUAGAAAUUUUUAAUAUCUGUUUUUUGACUGUUUAAGUGGAAGAUUGCCAAUAUAUUCGCUCGUUUAUGAAAGUCAGCUCAUCUCUGUCGCUAGGCUAUAUUGCCGUGUUCGGCGGCUAAUUUUAGGCCCGCAAACCGUUGAAAUCGAAAAUCUCAAAUAAUUCCCAAAUUCGGCCGCAUUUUGAAAUUUAAACCUCAGCAGUGUUAUAAACUCAUUAAAACCUUGUUACAGACUUAAAAUGAGGGUAGGUUAGGUUUUGAGCCGUGGCCACGGUUUGCUCGAUUUUUCUGUGCAGUCGCUCUUAAGAGCCUUCUCACGAAAACAGCAUUUUCUUAAAAAUUCGUAGUUUUUUUUCCUUCAAAUUUUUUCAGAGCCACAAUUGAUUAACUAACUACCCGGACUCUGACUUUCAUGGUCAUUGAAAUUUGAAAAACUGUGACAUUAUCUUCUCUAAGCCCAGACUUGAGUAAACAAGAUCAGAAAGGACUGGGCAACAAAAUUUACAUCAGUGGAUGUGGCUGUGAAAAAAUCUACACCAUUUAUGUUGGCGUCCGAAUCAUCAACUGACGUAGAAACCCUGCAGAUGGGAUGGGCACUAAGCAAGGCCCACGCAGGUUCCAUCCGGUUUUCUCGUGAGGUUAAAGAAUAUCUUACAGCCAAGUUUGAAAUUGGUGAGCGAACUGGCCGCAAGGCGGACCCUGUUCAGGUUGAAAAGGAUAUGAGAACAGCACGGAAUGUGAAUGCCAGGGUCCAGUUCAAUGAAUUUCCGCGCAGCGUGGGGUCCUGGGAAGGACGUGGAAACUGUGGUAGCGUGGUGGUUUCUCAAUUCUCUUAGCUGAAAUGUGUUGAACCAUUUUUGUCAGUGCGUUUACGUUAAGCUGAAGAAGAAAAUGUAUCGAAGUAUGGCGAUUCAAUGUUAAUUACAUCGAACUUUACAGAAAAUGUUACGAAACAACCGUGUCACGCUCGCAACUGAUGACGCUCUCUAUUACUUUUAUACAAACUAGAUAAAAGAUGCCGUUGAAGGACAGGUUUUAAACAAAAAAUUCGAUGUUUUUAGAGUUAAAGCGGCUACUUCAGGAGCAAAAAUAUCCUCCACAAAAACCAAGAGGGACAUUACAACCUAAGAAGUUAAUAAACAAGUGAACGAGCUAGUAUUUGUUCAGGUCAUCACCCAAUGCAGGAGAACUGGGGAUGAAAUACAGAGUCACGCAUUUUUCAAGUUUGUCAGAAGACUUGGUUAAAACGCUUUGUCAGCGACUCAUCGCGUCGUAUUUGCAAAGGAACGUGUUUUAUUUGCCCUACAAAUUUCACUGCGAUGUCUUGAAGAGUAUAAUCUCAAUGAACAAGAUUGCACCCAACUAAUUUUAGCAAAAGACCUUUCAGGACGGUGUCACGAACCAGUCACGCUCGCGGAUGGCUGCCAUUUUAUAAACCAGAUAACUUCUUUAAACGGACAAAGGACAUGGAAUCAACGGCCAAUAUAGUUUCAGAUGAUUGAGAAAUAACCUUAAAAUGUGAAAGAACUUGGAUAAGAUAUAUCACGCCAUCAAAUGAAGUUGGACCUUGACAAGCAGAUCGACAAGGCGAGUGUUCGUUACUUAUCAAGUUUACGAAAUUUCUGGAAAUUCAAACGGCGGUCUCUUCUGAAAACGUGGAGAGCACAAAAAUGUUAUUCCUUUUUGUGUUUUACUAUCAUUCCUAGAUUGUAUUCAUACAGAUAGCGAAGUUCAGACAGGUGCCACACUUUUUAAAAUUACCCUCAAAGUUGAGCUACUUUCGUGUUUUGAUGGAGAGCCGAAAACACGUGCUGGGGAAAAAAUCAUUGCCGUUGAAAUAAACAAAUAAUUCGGAACUGUGAUAUGGCUAGGAAAUCUACAGUGGUGUACACCUAAUUGCAAUAACGUUGUCAUAGAAAAAAGCAAAAAGCAAAAAGCAAAAAGCCAAAUAGGAAUUAAUUAAAUAGCCAUGUGAUUUACAUUUGCGUAUUUUGAUAAUAUAACAAUUAUUUAAGAAGUCAGUCACAAUGACAAGAAAUAAUUCUGUAAUUCCGCGCUGUAAGAUUCCGCAGAUGAAACACUGAUGUGUGUAACAAAAGGGUCCUGACAAACGAAGCUUAGUUUGUGGCGCGGGAGAGGGACUGGCUGAGGAACGCCUCACCAUCUCCGCGAUGGAAAGUCCUGCGUACGCCCCUGAUUUGUUGCUUGAAAAUUGUGAUCUGAUGGUGUGGUGCACUACAAACCAUACGCAGACUGGCUUUUCUAUUUAGCAUUAAACAAAAAGACGCGUCGCGUUCCUGGAAUUUACCCUAGGCUAUAUUUAUUGAAAAAAAAUGGAGCCAUUUUUUCUUUAGUAGUUAUCCGAUGUACGUUUGUAAUUAGAGCACGUUUGAAAUCCGCUAGAUGAAUCAGCCUCGAAUUGCAUUAGAAUGACACCGAGAAACUGAUGCAAAUGAUUUCUCUCAUGUUACGUGAUUAAUAUUCAGCUAUAAGCGUGUGUGUUGGGAAUGUUGCAAGCAAUGAUAAUUAAAUGCUAAUUAAUUCCUAUUUGGCUUUUUGCCUUUUGCUUUUUGCUUUUUGCUUUUUUCUAUGACAACCUUAUUGCAAAUAGGUGUAUCUGUAUACGGAAAAGAAAAUCAGGCUUUUUGAGCGAGUUGUUCGUUUUCUAGGGCGCGGUCAAUAUUAGCGAUUUUUGCAGUUUCAAAGGCUAUGACGCCAGCGCUAAUCGUCCGAAAAUUCAAAAAUUCGUAAAAAAAUAUAUUUAUCACUUUCGGUCAAACGAAAUGUAUUUUUGUAACUACUAAGAUGAAGGCUUUAAUAUCCCAGAAUAUAAGGGAAAUUAAUUUUUUGAUCCGAAAUCACUGGUCGGUUUUUACGGAGACACGCUCUUAAAGUUGUAUGUAUGUAUGUGUGUAUGUAUGUACGCUCUAAAAAGCGGAAUAACCGAUACCAUCUUUGUCGUUUUGAGAAUUUUUUUCGUAUGCGGCGCGUAAUUGUUCAUACAACAUUUUUCACUUGUGAGAAAAACCGUUUGACCAGUCAGGUUGUUUUUGCUUUGUUUAGAGUCAAUCUCGGUACUUUUGAAAUAAAAUAAUGUAAUGACCUCUGAGUUUAUUUCUAAAUUAUGAAGUUUUCUAUUUUUUUUUUUAAUGUAUUACCAUGAACGCUUCACUUGAAUUAGAAAAUGCUAAACGAUUUUUUCCACGUGAUAUACCUUUUUAUCACCAGUUAGAUGAUAAUAUUGUAGUAAUCCCCUGUAUAUACUUACUGCCUUUGUGGCACUGCAAAUGAAGAACAAAUGAAAGGUAAACAGGAGAAAUUUAAAAAAAGACACUCUGAUGGUGAUAGUACCGUACCGUGAUAUGAUCCGAGAAAGGCUUAACCCUUUAAGUCCCAAUAUCCACAUACAAAUUCUCCAAACGGAUCUCUAUAUAUUUCCUUAAAGAAUGAGUUCAGAGAAUUUGAUAAAAGAUCAAACAUUUUCUCUUAGCUGAUCAUUUUAUUAAUUCUCAUAACCUAAUCUCUUGACAAUGAAUGUCUAUCGUUAUGAGAAAAUUGAUGUUGGUCACUAUUGGGACUUAAAGGUUUAAAAACAUAGUAAGGUACCUUCAAACUUUGUUUCAAAACAUUCUGCAAUAUUAUUUUACUUCUUUAGCACUUCGGGUAUUUUACCUUUAAUUGUUAAAUCAGUUCUUUCCAGGCUUUUUGUGAAAACAGAUAGUUUUUUUUAAUCAUUAUCACCAUUGUACUGUGCUCGUGCAAGUAGCCGCCUUCAGGUCUUUCCUCUGUGAUGAAAGGUUAAUAUAAAUUGAAUCUAUAAAGGCCAAGUUUUAAUUUGAGCGAGUGUUUAUUUUGUUUCAGUGCAAUAUCUGGUGUAUCUUUACCACUUUGUAAAAGAAUGGCGCAAGCAUCCAAAGUGGUCAUUCUCCUGCUGCCUGGCCUUGCUAUUGCCACUUAAUCAACUACAAGGAGAGAUACGCGGAUUAACAGGGAAAAACAUACUAAAUCAGCAACUGCAAACUGGUGACAUCGAGUUGCCAACCAUCGCAAGUACUUUGAGGGAGAGUGGGGCAGUUGAUGUUACUCUUGAAGACCAUAGUGCAGAACGAGAACAGGAGGCAACAACUGACGAGAAAACCAUUGAACAGGGCGUUUUGACAGUUGCAAAGGUGAUCUGUGCUAGUGCUUUAAGGGAGAGUGGGGCAUUUGAUGUUACUCUUGAAGAUCACAAUGCAGAACGUGAACAAGAGGACACAACAACUGACGAGAAAACCAUUGAACAGGGCGUUUUGACAACUGCAAAGGUGAUCUGUGCUAGUACUUUAGGGGAGAGUGGGGCAUUUGAUGUUACUCUUGAAGAUCAUGAUGAAGAAAGUGAAAAAGAGGACACAACAACUGACGAGGAAAGCAUUGAACAGGGCGUUCAGACAAUUGUAGAGGUGGUUAUUCAUCAGCCUCCAAGAGAAACUUACGAAACCAAACUCUAA
This is a messenger RNA of Porites lobata, 15064 nucleotides long. The record is from the annotation of a GenBank genome assembly. Lineage: Eukaryota; Metazoa; Cnidaria; Anthozoa; Scleractinia; Poritidae.